This is a messenger RNA of Salvia hispanica, 633 nucleotides long. RefSeq lists its product as uncharacterized. The record is from RefSeq and is a predicted model, not a curated record. Lineage: Eukaryota; Viridiplantae; Streptophyta; Magnoliopsida; Lamiales; Lamiaceae.
AUGAAUUCUCUCUUCACAUUCUUCACCGCUCUCUACACUCUCUCACUCCUCUACUUCCCCUCUCUCUUCUCCCGCUUCCUUCUCUCUCCCGUCGCACUCUCCACUUUUGCUCUGUUGCUCUAUCUCCUCCGCCUCGGCGCCGCGCAGAGAUCUACAAUCAAUCGAAUCGAAUCCGAUCUCGUCGAAUCAGAUUGCACGCCGCAAAUUGAAGAAUUCCGCGAGGUCGAAUUCGACGAAUUAGGGGAAUUACAAUGCCGGAGCUACGGAUCCGAUUUGAAGCAGGAUCCGCGGCAAUUGUACGUGGAGUGGGACGUCCGAGCGCCGCUGGAGGUUAUACACGAGGAAUACGAAGGAGAGGACGCCGCCGAUGAUAAAUCGGAGGAGAAGCGGGAGGCGGAGAUGAAUUCGAUUCGGCGGUACGCGUCGCUGUCGCUGAUUUACCCGGAGUCCGACAGCGGCGACGAAUCGUCGUCGGAGGGUGAGUCGCCGGAGAGCGCGUGGUUCCGGUGGGAGGUGGAGGAGGAGGAUAGGGAGGGGUUGAUUGAGAUCGCGUUGGAUGAGAAGAGGAGCAGCUGUGGCUGCGAGGUGGAGGAGGAUAACUUGAUCGAGAUCGAUUUGUCGCCGGAAAGAUGA